Pistacia vera is the source of this 2237-nucleotide messenger RNA. RefSeq names its product lysine histidine transporter-like 8. The coding region runs from base 413 to 2035 and encodes 540 amino acids. The transcript is spliced from 5 exons. Lineage: Eukaryota; Viridiplantae; Streptophyta; Magnoliopsida; Sapindales; Anacardiaceae. Gene Ontology annotation, cellular component: plasma membrane. The record is from RefSeq and is a predicted model, not a curated record.
CUCGUUCACAAUUCUUUUUGGCAAGUUUGUUAGGGCUACGUCACAGUCAAAGUAAAGCCAGAAGAAAUUAAAGGGCAACUUCCUAUUUCGUAGACGACUUUGGAUGACUGGCGAUGGUGUUUAAUAAAUAGUUUUAGUUAAAGACCAAAUAAAGAAUUAUUUUAUUGGCUUCUGUAAUAUUCCCUUUUUGGCAAUAUUAUUUUCUCAACUCAAUGUGACCUACAUGACUCAAUAAUGUUUCCCAUUUCCAUCACCUAAAAAUUUCAUCUUAUUGCGUAUUAUACUUUGCAUGCGAGGCCUAUAUAUAGGAAGAUAAAUUAUGUGUUUCAAAGAGUACGCUAAAUAUAUUAAAGAGACAGAAGAGAGUUGAAACUUGAUAAAGACGGUUCAAGUUCAGCUCUCAGCUUAAAAAAUGGGUGAAGGUGAUGAAGUGAAGUCCAAGUCGAAUGGAACACCGAGGCCAAAGUCCAAUCCUGGAACACCUAGGCCAGUCUACACGACGCCGUCGCCGCCGAUAUCAGCUCCUCCAUCGCAGCUUCACUCUCCAUCUUUAACACGGUCACCUCUUCUGGCCUCUCCUGAUUACAUAGAGCCGAGCAAAACCCCAAAAAACUCAACUCCAAGAAAUUCAACCCCGAGAAUUAGAACGCCACGCUUUAUCACCCCUUUGAGUAGCCCUAUCAGAGCAGCUCUUAAACUAACAAGGCUUGACCCUCAUGACGCUUGGCUUCCCAUCACUGAGUCCCGCAAUGGAAAUGCCUACUACGCCGCGUUUCAUACUCUCUGCGCGGGAAUUGGAAUUCAAGCUCUUGUUCUCCCUGUGGCCUUUCCUAUUCUUGGGUGGAGUUGGGGUGUAAUAAGCUUGACACUGAUCUUCAUAUGGCAACUUUACACUCUUUACAUACUAGUGGCACUCCAUGAAUCUGUUGAAACUGGGAUGCGUUACAGCAGAUAUCUUCAACUUUCUAGUGUAGCUUUUGGAGAGAAGCUAGCGAAGUGGCUAGUCAUAUUCCCACUGCUGUAUCUAUCAGCAGGGACAUGCAUGGCUCUGGUGAUGAUAGGAGGAUCAACAUCGAAGAUAUUCUACGAGAUAGUGUGUGGGGGCACGUGCUCCGCCGGCCCGGCGCCAUUAACACCUGUUGAGUGGCACCUGGUUUUUACAGGUGCAGCAGUUAUACUUUCUCAGCUCCCCAACUUGAACUCUAUUGCCGGUGUUUCGCUGAUCGGUGCCGCCACUGCCGUUGGGUAUUGUAGCUCCAUUUGGGUGAUCUCAGUUACGAAAGGUAGGAUGCCUGGCGUCUCGUACGACCCCGUUCGACCUCCAAAUGACACCGAGAAGAUUUUUGAUAUUUUAAAUGCCCUUGGAAUCGUUGCUUUUGCAUUUAGAGGCCACAAUCUUACUCUUGAGAUUCAGGCUACUAUGCCUUCUGAUGAGAAGCAUCCGUCAACUGUGCCCAUGUGGAGGGGUGUCAAAUUUGCAUAUCUAGUCAUUGCAAUGUGCAUAUUCCCUCUCGCCAUUGGAGGCUACUGGGCGUAUGGUCAAUUGAUUCCAGAAAAUGGGGGCAUGCUAACGGCCUUGUAUGCCUUCCAUCGUCUCGACACAUCACGAUUCAUCCUAGGAUUAACAAGUUUGUUCGUCAUAAUCAACGCCGUCAGCUCAUUCCAAAUCUAUGGCAUGCCAGUAUUUGAUGCUUUGGAGUCAGUCUACACAAGAAGGAUGAAGGGGCCCUGUCCAUGGUUUCUCCGAUCGCUCUUCCGUGUCAUUUUCGGGUUCUUCAUGUUCUUUUUAGCCGUGGCAGUACCGUUGCUGGGAAGCUCAGUCGGUCUAGUCGGGGGAGUCGCAUUGCCAGUGACAUUAGCCUAUCCAUGUUUCAUGUGGCUUAAAAUCAAGAAGCCUAAAAAAGAUACUUGUAUGUAUAAGCUCAAUUGGUUACUUGGACUCCUAGGACUUACUUUAAGUGCAGCGGUUGUUGCUGGAGGAGUUUAUGUUGUGAUUACUAAAGGUGUUAAGGUUAAUUUCUUCCACCCUAACUGAAAUAUUUGUGUAAUUCUAGAGGCAAAUUUAGGAGUGAGUGAGUUAUAGAAUUAAUUAGGAUUUAUGGUACUAUAUUUUUUAUUAUAAAUUAUGGCAUAAUUUUUAGAUCAUGGCAAUUAGGUUUAUGGAGUGUAAAUGGUGUAAAAAUCAUUUCAUGAUUUUUGUAAAAAUUAUGGUGUGAUUGAUUUGAGCAUUUUUUAAG